CAUUCAGUCAUAUUUCCCCCCUCAAGACACAGGGUGAAUGAAACAGAAUGGAAGUGGCCAUAGCAGUCCAUCGACCGUCGUUUUUUGGAGAAUUAGGGUUUUGGGCGGUGCGAACAGUGGUGCACGAGGCCGCCGCCCUGGGUCACGCCCUGCUGCUGCAGCAACUGAUUGAGAGCGGCGCUCCCGUCAACAUCGUCAACUUGGACAACAUCACACCCCUGCACGAUGCCUGCAUUCAGGGCCAGGCCCAGUGCGUCAGACUGCUGCUGGACGCUGGCGCACAGGUGGACAUUAGAACUGUCCAUGGGAGCACCCCGCUCUGUAAUGCCUGUGCUGCGGGGAGCCCGGAGUGUGCUAAACUCCUGCUGGAGCACGGAGCCACAGCCAACCCCACCCUCACCGCCCUCACAGCCACGCCCCUGCACGAGGCCUGCAUACGAGGUAAUGUAGACUGUGUGAAGCUCAUGAUCGCAGAGGGAGCCCAGCUGGAAGCAUUCGACAUCUACUUCGGAACCCCGCUGCAUGCGGCAUGCAUCAAAGAACACGUCGAAUGUGCCAAGGCACUGCUGAUCGCAGGCGCCAAUGUGAAUGCUGCCAAGUUCCAUGAGACGGCGCUCCACUAUGCGGCCAAAGUGAGGAACGUGGAUCUGAUCGAGCUGCUGGUGGAGUUCGGGGGGAACGUGUACGCCAGAGACAACCUCGGCAGGAAGCCCAUCGACUGCACCAGGCCCGGCUCCCUUCCCGCUCUCUGCCUGCAGUUUUACGAAUCAACGCCCCUGAGUUUGCAGCACCUGAGCAGGGUCACUCUGAGGGCGGCGCUGGGUACCAGAGCGCAGGAGGUCGUGUCCAAACUCAGCCUGCCGAACCGGAUCAUCCGCUACCUCUGCUACUGCUGAGAAACUCAGCAUACCUGCUGGUGCCUCAACUACCUCUAGGACAACAGACUCCCCGACCCCCCAGGGGGCCGGAUGUCUUUGGAGCGGAUU
This is a messenger RNA of Megalops cyprinoides (Indo-Pacific tarpon), 986 nucleotides long. Its product is annotated as ankyrin repeat and SOCS box protein 13-like. The transcript has 6 exons. The record is from RefSeq and is a predicted model, not a curated record. The coding region runs from base 48 to 896 and encodes 282 amino acids. NCBI's taxonomy places the organism in Eukaryota, Metazoa, Chordata, Actinopteri, Elopiformes, Megalopidae. Gene Ontology annotation, molecular function: protein binding. Gene Ontology annotation, biological process: protein ubiquitination; intracellular signal transduction; positive regulation of protein catabolic process.